AUGUCGUCCACGUCCGAGGGAUCUGGCUCAAUUCGUCACCCUGUUGCAUUCGCCUCGUGCUCUAUCGGGCUACCUCGGCACACGCUCCAUCAGAAAAUCGAGGCUAUUCGCGAAGCGGGCUUUGACGGUAUUGAGCUCUCUUUUCCCGAUCUCCAAGCUUACGCAAGCCGCCAUUUUGGCCGCGACGUCGCCGAAGAUGAUUACAGCUCUUUGUGCGAGGCCGCGAAGGCAGUCCAUGACAUGUGCAUCGGGCACGGCUUGAAGAUCCUUGUCCUUCAGCCGUUUUCCAACUUUGAAGGCUGGCCAGAGGGAAGCCAGCAACGCCAAGCGGCUUUUGCGAGGGCAAAGGCAUGGAUCGACAUCAUGGAGGCCGCUGGCACCGACAUGUUGCAAGUUGGGUCAUCUGACUCAACGGACAUGUCCAAGGACAUGGACCAGAUUGCCGCAGAUCUUGGAUGCUUGGCCGAUAUGUUGGCAGCACGGGGGUUUCGACUUGCUUAUGAGAACUGGUGCUGGGCGACCUGCGCCCCGACCUGGAAGGACGUCUGGUCCACCAUAAAGAAAGCCAGCCGGCCAAACAUUGGCCUCUGCCUUGAUACCUUUCAAACGGCAGGAGGCGAAUGGGGAGAUCCGACCACGACCUCGGGAAGAAUCGAGGCUGAGGGAAUCACGGCGGUUGAUUUGGCAAGGACCUACACGGCCAGCCUCGAUGAGCUGUCAAGAACGGUGCCGGGCGACAAGAUCUACUUUUUGCAGAUCAGCGAUGCGUACCGUACGGACCCGCCUCUCGAUCCCGCACCAUCCUCGAGUUCUGGGCUCAGACCUCGGGGUCGAUGGAGUCACGAGCAUCGACCGCUCCCGUAUGUCCUACCCCUCUGUGUGCUCCAUGCUCUUGGCAGCCACAAUCUACCUUGGUCACACUAA
This is a messenger RNA of Parathielavia appendiculata, 924 nucleotides long. RefSeq names its product xylose isomerase-like protein. The coding region runs from base 1 to 924 and encodes 307 amino acids. The record is from RefSeq and is a predicted model, not a curated record. The transcript has a single exon. Lineage: Eukaryota; Fungi; Ascomycota; Sordariomycetes; Sordariales; Chaetomiaceae.